Messenger RNA from Scomber scombrus (Atlantic mackerel), 2203 nucleotides. RefSeq names its product CD151 antigen-like. Gene Ontology annotation, cellular component: membrane. Lineage: Eukaryota; Metazoa; Chordata; Actinopteri; Scombriformes; Scombridae. The transcript has 8 exons. Bases 132 to 893 code for a protein of 253 amino acids. The record is from RefSeq and is a predicted model, not a curated record.
UCAGCUGUCGGGGAGGGAGGCCUUUAUCUGAGAAAAACUGGAAUGAAAACAGACGACAUUUAGGACUAUUCUUUUGAAUCUUCUACAUAUCUCAUCUCUCUGUCGAUUAUAUCACAGGAAGCUGCAGCAGCAUGGGGGCAUACGAGGAGAAAAAAGCAACAUGUGGAACCAUCUGCCUGAAAUACCUCCUGUUUACUUUCAACUUUCUGUUUUGGUUGGCAGGUGGCUUCGUGAUGGCGGUGGGUGUUUGGACCUUGGUUGAGAAGAGCGACUACAUCAGCCUUCUCUCCUCCAAGACCUACGCUGCCUCCGCCUACAUACUGGUCCUGGCCGGAGCCAGCGUCAUGGUAACGGGUGUGCUGGGCUGCUGUGGCACCUUCAAGGAGCAGAGGAGGUUACUGCGAGUGUACUUUGUCCUGCUGCUGUGUAUUUUCCUGUUGGAAAUCCUGGCCGGCGUCCUGGCUUAUAUCUACUAUCAGCAGUUGAACGAAGAGCUGAAGCAGAACCUGAGGGAGACCAUGACCCAGAAGUAUAGACAGAGCACCCACGAACACAUCACCAAGGCUGUGGACAAACUGCAGCAGGAGUUCAAGUGCUGUGGCAGCAACAGAUCAUCCGACUGGUCCGAGAGUGUUUGGAUCCGCUCCAGAGACGCAGACGGCCGGGUGGUGCCUGACAGCUGCUGUAAGACUCCCACUGAGCUCUGCGGCCGCAGGGACCACCCCUCCAACAUCUACAAGGUUGAGGGUGGCUGCAUCACGAAACUGGGGAAUUUCAUCCUGGACCAUCUGAAGAUCAUCGGAGCGGUGGGUGUCGGGAUUGCUUGUGUACAGAUUAUAGGGAUGGUGUUUACAUGCUGCCUAUAUCGGAGUCUAAAGGCAGAGCCGUAUUAAGAGAAGAAGGAGAAGAUACGUGUGUGUGUGUGUGUGUGUGUGUGUGAGUGAGUGAGUGUGUGUGUGAGUGUGUGAGUGAGGAGGUAACUUCAUCACCACAUGCCAUACUCAAAUAGCCCAUAGGUUCUUUUCUUUGCCGUGCGCAUAGGGGAAGGAAAAUUUGGCAAGGGAUCAAAUUGCACAUCUGAGGAUCUCAUUUUGGUAAACAAAGGGUGGAAAAACACUACAAGGUUUCUUGAAGUAAUUAGGCGCUCAAAUUGCAGUCUCAGCUACAUCUUCAAGAUCACAGCACUGUGAGAAAAAGCCUCUGAGAGAAACUGAUGGGAAUUUUAACACAGAUUGUGUAAAUUAGUUUGGGACAGCCUCUUUGGGACUUAACCAUUGCAGUGUUUCUUCCACUUUGAUUCCCCCAAUGUACAAUAGAUUCAUGUUAGUGGACCAGGUGUCGUACCCGUGAGUGCUGUAAAGAUUAGUGGACUAAAACUGGCACUUGCCACAAAAUGUUAAUCUUGGUCACAGCAGCUUUCUCUUUCCCAGCAGCACAGUUUAACAAGCCCACCUCUAGGGUCCACUUCAACUGCAACAGCAUUUUGUUUCCAUGUCAACUAGCUAGUCAUGCUUUUUAAUUUUCUUUUUUUUUUUUACCCGAUAGUGGCCUUUUUAAACGUUUGAACUGUUCGUUUUUAUAUUUUGUAAAUGAUUAUUUUCUGUUACACUUGAGAUGCUUUCCUAUGAGCUGUUACUGCCUUUAUUCCUUAAUGUGUCUUUAUAGUGAAAUGUCAGUGUUUGAUCAAGCUCUUACCAUGACUCUGCUACUUUAAACACCUGUUGAGAAGGACGCAGUAUCUACCAGAGUGAAGGUACAUGAGUUAGUGCCUUGUUCAGCAGCAUAACGGUGCCAAUUUCCUGCAUUUUAACACUAUGCGACUGUUUUGAGAUGUAAAGGCUGACGUUAAUGAAGUGAUUUUGUGAUUGUGUUAAUCAUACAAGCAGUGCAACUAAUAUUGCUCAUAAGAAAGUGCCUCAUGUUUAAAUUUUUACUGUCUGCUUUUUUUAUACAAGGGAUUUAUCCACUGAUGCCAAAGUUUUCAACAGUAACUUUGUGUAAGGACCUACUGUAUCUCUCUCAGCCUUAUUCUCAUAUCUACUGAUGUCUCUUUUUUUAGAUUGUUUUCAUAAAUAUAGAUUGUUUACUUUUCUAUAGACCAUGAAUAUAUUAUAGUAUUUAACUCACUUGAAGCUCACUGUUAGUAAUGAUCAUUCCUUGUGUGCCUCAAACACAUCACUAUAUUAAUUACCAAUCUGCUGUA